Messenger RNA from Branchiostoma floridae (Florida lancelet), 1391 nucleotides. Its product is annotated as zinc finger protein 239-like. The transcript is spliced from 2 exons. Gene Ontology annotation, biological process: regulation of transcription by RNA polymerase II. NCBI's taxonomy places the organism in Eukaryota, Metazoa, Chordata, Leptocardii, Amphioxiformes, Branchiostomatidae. The record is from RefSeq and is a predicted model, not a curated record. Gene Ontology annotation, molecular function: RNA polymerase II cis-regulatory region sequence-specific DNA binding; DNA-binding transcription factor activity. The coding region runs from base 152 to 1000 and encodes 282 amino acids.
GUCCCACUCAGUCACCUUAUAAACCCGUCCUGACUGCACUGUACUUGUCAGUACCGACCCUGCAGCCGUGAGGACCCGUGUCGCCGUGAGUCACUGUACAGUACACUUUAGAGAUCUUUGGAGCAUCAGCAUAUCUCGGAGUUUGACCAACAUGACGACUAUAGCCGGAUCUCAUCUGACACAAGAAGUGAGAGAGAAUGGGAAGUAUUCUCCCCGUACCUACAAGUGCAGCUAUUGCGACAAGGAGUUUCGCUUCAAAAGUAAGCUCAACCAACACCUGCGAACUCACACUGGUGAGAGACCAUACCAGUGUGGUGAAUGCGGCAAGCGGUUUGCUCAACUGGGAAAUCUGAAGACACACAUUCGGACUCACACAGAGGAAAAACCGUACCGAUGUCAGGAGUGCAGCAAGCAGUUCAGCUACCUGAGUUAUCUAAAACGACACAUUCGGACUCAUUCUGGUGAAAAACCGUACAAGUGUGAACAUUGCAACAAAAGCUUCAGUCGGUCAACUCAUCUGAAGACUCACAUGCGGACUCACACAGGGGAAACCCCGUACAGAUGCGAGGAGUGCAGCAAAAAUUUCGCUAAUUUGUCAAAUCUAAAGGAUCACAUGCGAACCCACACUGGUGAAAAGCCGUACAAGUGUGAACAUUGCAACAAAGACUUCAGUAAGUCAAGUGAUCUAAAGAGGCACAUGCGGACUCACACAGGCGAGAAACCUUACAAGUGCGAGGCUUGCAGCAAGCAGUUUAGUCAGCUGGAUACUUUGAAGACACACAUCCGAACCCACACAGGCGAGAACCCGUACAAGUGUGAACAAUGCAGCAAGCAGUAUGCUGAUCUAUCAAAUCUAAGGCGCCAUAUGCGGACUCACACAGGUGAAAAACCUUACAAGUGCGAGGCGUGCAGCAAGCAUUUUACUCAGCUAUCAAAUCUUAAGAGGCAUAUGCGGACUCACACUGGUGAAAAGUGCAGCAUACACUCACAGUUUAUUUAGUUGUCGAAUCUGAACACAUACAUAUACAUGUAUGCAGAAACACUCUGGUAAUGAACUAGAAGUAGUGUGUAAUUGUGACUGCUUGAAAUGGUUAGAAACGUUCAUUUAACGUAAUGUGGCACUUAGGUACCGGGAGUUAGUUCGCGUUGUUUGGCGAUUGUAACUUUUCAUUUAACAGUUACUGUGUUUUAUUUACUUGAAUUGCUAAAUGUCUAAUUGUCACUUUAUAUUUGACUGACUGCAAAUAUAACAAAGCGUUUAGUAUCAGUUGUAGCCAACAUUUAACUGUAUAUGCAUCAAGGUGAUGCUAGAUAGUGUUUGCCUAUACUAGUGUGCAGUAGGCUGCUAGAGAUUUGUAAUCCAGUUUCGUCAAUAAAUUUAAAACACGGUA